This is a messenger RNA of Cladophialophora immunda, 4888 nucleotides long. RefSeq lists its product as uncharacterized. Gene Ontology annotation, cellular component: nucleus. The record is from RefSeq and is a predicted model, not a curated record. Lineage: Eukaryota; Fungi; Ascomycota; Eurotiomycetes; Chaetothyriales; Herpotrichiellaceae. Gene Ontology annotation, molecular function: zinc ion binding; RNA polymerase II transcription regulatory region sequence-specific DNA binding; DNA-binding transcription factor activity, RNA polymerase II-specific. The transcript has 22 exons. The coding region runs from base 1 to 4599 and encodes 1532 amino acids. Gene Ontology annotation, biological process: regulation of DNA-templated transcription; meiotic cell cycle.
AUGUCAGAUCUCACAGAUGAGCCUGACCGUGCAGGCAAUGGCAUGAACAAGUCCUUCGACGGCCGAAGUUCGCUGCCAAACAACAGUUUGAACGAUGCCACCUCUCCAACUGCGCCCCGCAAGUCAAACCAGACCUCGCCAUCCACGGACCAGCCAAAGAAGAAGCGCAAGGUGAACCAUGCAUGUGUUUACUGCCGACGUUCGCAUAUGACUUGCGAUUCUGAUCGACCUUGCAAACGCUGCAUCAAGAGAAACAUCGGCCAUCUGUGCCAUGACGAACCAAGAGAAGGACAUGGCUAUCACAAAAAGUCCAAGACCGACUCAGACACUGCUGGCCCGGACGAGCAGUCUCCUCCACGGGAUGAUUUUUCCACGGCUCCAAGCUUGCCAGGUCCCGCCUUGAUGGACGACUCUACUCCUAACCUACUGCAGGACGACAAUAUUGGACUGAGACCAUCCACAAAUGACACCAUGGCCGUCUCCAAUUCGAGUGCACCUGGCCCAAACGCUGGCAUCAAUGGUAAUACUCACCCUCACUUCGGUUAUAAUGAUCCAUGGGCCGGAGUCCAAAAUCGUUUUCAUGAUAUGCAGGCCUUCCAUCCAAACUACAUGUUCAACGCAAACGAGGUCACCGAUGAAUUCAACUUGUUGAACGACUUCCUCAGCAACAGCCUCUUUGAAGAGACCGGAAUGUACUCUACCGAGGAAUUCCAGGGUCCCUUCAAUGAUCCUUCUUUCAUGAAUUCUAUGGCCGCUUCCUCUUUCCCGACCGCAGGGGUCGAACCCCUCCUUUCGCACGAGCACGUCAACAGCGCCCAGGCAACAGCCCAGAACAACGCAGCUCAGGCGGCACUAAUAUCUAGACCGCCGAGUGUAAAGCCAAUCUCGGACAAAGCGCGAGAGAAAUACUAUAUGAUGGCGGCAGAUCCGACUGGUGCUGAGCCGCCGGAGGAGCGCAUGCAAAAGCUGCUCAAAGCAAAAUACGAUGCAGGAAUGUUACGACCGUUCAAUUACGUCAAUGGGUAUGCCAGACUCAACAAGUACAUGGAAAAGAACAUGAAGCCACAUUCGCGUCACAAGAUCUUAAUGCAGUUGGACCAGUUCCGGCCGAAAUUUAGAGAGCGAAUGCAGAGCUUGACCGAUAUCGAGCUGGUACUGGUGGAGAUGUGGUUCGAGAGGAGUUUAAUGGAGUAUGAUAGGAUUUUUGCCAGCAUGGCUAUUCCAGCCUGCUGCUGGAGAAGGACGGGUGAAAUUUUCAGAGGGAACAAGGAGAUGGCUGAAUUGAUCCAGGUCCCCAUCGAAUCACUUCGCGAUGGAAAACUUGCCAUACACGAGAUCAUCGUCGAAGACCAGCUGGUCAGCUACUGGGAGAAAUUCUGUGCCAUUUGCUUCGACCAACAGCAAAAGGCCAUGCUCACGAGCUGCACCCUGCGCAGCCCCGCGGGAGGCACCGAAACUGUGGACAUCCACUGCUGUUUCUCCUUUACCAUUCGGAGGGAUAAUCACAAUAUACCCUCGCUGAUUGUGGGCAAUUUCUUGCCCAUGAAUUCUGGGAAACAAUUCACCUCUCACCUUGAAUCCGUCCUCAGCAACGAAGUGAACGGGUCGGCCGAAGAUUUUCCUGACCUCUCCGUUUACUUGGAUGCUCUUCCUCUCCCCCGUAAGGCACUGGGUCCGACCCAGCGGACAGCAUUCGACCGCAAGGGUGUUGUGCUCUGGAACACAUGUUGCAAAUUGAGUGGGGGCGAAAAAAGUCCGCAGCUACUCGUCAACCUGGCAAAGGUUCGGGCAUUCUCAUAUCUCCUUCUCGAAAGUUCAGCGAACUCGAAAUGGAAGAGCCAACAACGGCUGUUUCAAAAUGCGCUCAGAGCCAGCAAAACCUGUCUUGAUGCCGGCCUGGUUGCGAUCGCCUCCAAGGUCAUUGAGCAGCUUGCCUCAAAACUGGAAGAUAGCCCCAAGAGCGCCGACCACGAUGACCUUGACGUCGAAAGAAUUAAAGCAAGCUUGAAUGCACAAUACUUGUUGGUGCGCAUCGCGCUGGCAUGGAAGCAAGGACGACUCGACUUAGCGGAACAUUUUUAUAGCCAACUGGAGGCAAACAUACCCCAGUUAGGUGCUGUUCGUGUUGGAGAACUCCUUGACCUAUGCUACGAGAUCGGCAAUGAUCAGUUCGACCAGAAGAAUCACACCCUCGCCGUGAAAUGGCUCAAACGAGGUUGCCAGCUCGCGGAUGAACAUGGAAUGCAAAUUGAGCAUGAGGACAUCUUGGAUCUAAGGCUUACCCUCAUACAUACAUGCGUCCGAGCUCUUCUAGCAAUCGAGGAGCCGCAAGCCGCGCAAGAGGCAUUUCAACUCCUGCAGGUACUUCGCCAAGAAUUCGGCCACAAGCUUCCUGUCACUCUACUCCUACUGGAGGUGUCUGCAAAAGAUCCAUCUGCGGAUCCGCAUGCGUUCUCUGCUGAGCUGUGGAACGUUGUACACUCUGCGCAUUUGAUUCGGUCGAAUCAUAAGUUCAUCUCAGACGCUAUCCGAGUCUUGGAGUCAUACAUUGUUCUAAGACUUGCUCCAAGUGACGAACACGCAUGGACUGAAAACGCCAUCAUUACAUUGAUCUGGCUCAUGACAGCGGAAAACAAUAACCACAACGGUGUCGAUACAUCACCUUCCGAAGAAGCAUUUGACAAGAUUUACCGAGCUUGGAACAAAGCCCUCAGUGCAGAGGCGACUCAUGGUGCACUGAUUCUAUUUUGGAAGCGGAUCGAACAUACCUUCGACCAAGAAUUGAAGGAGAUCACGAUCAAAUGGUGCCAGGUUGCGUUACAUCAAUUAUUUAGCAACGCCGGAGACAACAACGUCGGGAAAAUUGAGAGGAAGAUAGUCAAAUGUCAAAUCGAUCUCGGCGCCCUUGAAGAUGCCUAUGCGACCAUCGAAAAGAUGUCGCCAGCGAUAAAACAGCAUCCCCUCUCUCGAUACCUGCGAUACAGCCUCGCUCUGCGGCGUGGGGAUGAAGCUGACACGAGAUCGACGCUAGCCUCCCUUGCCACCAUCCACGAUGACCGGAACAAAUUACUGUUCGCCGCUGUGUCAGAAGCGACCCAAUACGGUAGCAAAUUCCAGGGGGCGCAACUACUUCAGCGCAUUCUGGACAAAUAUAAGGACAGUUUGCCACCGGAGAUCGAUGCAUCUACGCUUCUGAGAUGUACAGCUCGCCUUCUGCUUCUAGCACUUUCGGAAGCUGACGAACUCGACGAAGAGCUUCUGUCUCGGCUAUGUGGCAUCUUCAAGUCAGCUGCAAUAUUCACACAGAAACAACAGCAUAGCCAAGGAACGACAUUAGAAUAUCAACUCCAGGAGAGCAGGUGGUUUGAGAAAACCAGCUACAACACUGCUGUGCAAUAUCUCCAGUCAUGGCCGGCGAAGUAUGUCGUCGACCUUCUGCAUUAUUCGUGCCAGGUGCACUUGCCUUCCCACGCUCCAAUCCGGGUUCAAUCUGAGAAGCCUAUCCACGAGGCCAAUGCAAAGUAUAUCCAAGCAAUCCUGUACACAAUCGAGGCGAGGUCGGCCGCUUCAUCGUACACAGCCGAAAACGUCCCGAAAACUGCUUACUCCGGCAAGGCUCCACCACAUUCAGCGGCAGAAAUCCAGUCUACUUUGUACAGGAGCGUAUUCGCCAAGUACACGGAGAUUCAAACUCACAGGAACGCCUUACGUGAGAGCUGCAACAGGGGCCUUAUCAAGCAGGAAGUGCUCGAGGCCGUCACGCAGAAACUCAUCGUCUUGGCUCCCCUGGCGUUCGAGGCAGUGCUCUUCCUGGCGCGCACAAGUCCAACUGAUGUUCCGGGCCAAGCUCAGGUUCAUGACGAACUCUCCCUCGCGGCGAUGGUCGACCAGAUGGUGCGCCUCAACCCACCCCAGAAGACGUACUCGAUUUUUGCCGACAUGGUCCUCUCCGCCUCCUCGGCAGACUCCAACAUUCUCUCUGGUCAGGAUCCGGCCAGGUGUGCGCCGGUGUCGCUGCUGCUGCUGCCGGUGGCCACAACAACGAACCUGCUCGCGAAGCUGAUAUCCGGCUUGCGAGAGCACCCGGACUACGACAACCGCCAGGCUGCCAGGUGGGUGAGGUGCGUGGUGCAGAUUGUUCUCGACCGGCGGGAGCCGCAGUCCCACCACCCAAAGAGCGGGAUAAGGGAACGGGGGAAAGGUCUGAGCACCGUGGCCAGAAUCACCGCACACGCCUUGGACCUGGCCAGAUCCUCCUCCGCUCCUGGUCGGGACUAUCCGCCCGAAGAACUCGAAUGGCUCGCGGCCACGCUGUUCAACCUGUCCAUCGACCUGUAUGCUUCGCUGCCGCGGCCCGCGUCGGGCUCGGAAUCUGCCCCGGCCGACCCCAGCGGCGCGACCAGCCAAGGAGACGAGCACGAGAAACAGGGCGGAGAAGAACACCCUGCCACGGCGGCGGCGGCGACGCCGCAGUUCUGGGCAAAGAGAGCCAUAGACAUGGCGGACGUGCUGGCGGCCAACACCGCCGUGGCCGGCGAGGGUGGAAUGCUCGCAAAGGUCCUCCGGGAGAGAUGCCAGAGGCUGCACUGGGACGUCUGAGCUACUGUAGCACUAUUAUCGAACCGGCCCCAGGAAAGAGGACUCGGAGAGGGGUCCAGUUCGCUAACUACCUAUUCCAUUGGCAUCUGGCUUGUCAUCCCUUUACUUUGCCAACACUGGAUCAUGGGCUCCCGAGUCACGUUGAGUUAGGGCUGCCAUAAAGGCGCAGCUCGCGACGAGAGGGGCUUAAAUAGCAAGCGAAAGGUCGGAACAAGGAGCUACAGAUCCAUCCUGAUCAUUCCGCUUAGUUAGAGGAUGACGGCGCAAAUAGGAGGAGGGGGACACAGAG